AGACACAGACAGACAUCGCCCAGCAGAGCAGAGCCCGGGAAGGUCACUGCAAUCGCUGCACCGAGUGGAUCACAAUGCCCUACGUAACCGCUGUACAGUCAGAAAUAAUUACAAAUAAUUAGCUUGUAAGGAACGAAGAGCCAGAAUGAAACGUAUCGGAGAGGAAACCCAGAAAGUAAAUACAGUUUGAUGUUCCGAUGGUAUCAUCCGUUCUGACCCAAACUCACUGACCCACCUUCCUUUAUCUUUCUAUACCGUAAUAACGCAUUUUGCAUACCCAUCGCAAAUCCUUCCCAUUAAGUUAUUUGCUUAAUGGACGUAUAAAUAUGUCUACUACAAUUAUGCUUUUUAAGGGUCAAAUCCCAUCCACUCCUGAACCCACGCCUGUAAUUCCCACUGUGCUGGAUGGCAGCACGGCACAGACCUGUGUUGCUGGAAGGCGGCCGGCACAGCGGUGGUGCCACAGCCGUGCCCUGCUGCUGUGCCAGCCCCAUGCCAUGCCGGGUACGGGGACCUGCACCCGCCCUGCCCCCAAAGAAAACUUUCUCCCUUUUGUACUCCCACGUGUCGAAGUUAUGUAUGGCAUACUGCGAGUGUGACAAAAUGAAACUUCCACCAGUUUAAGGAGCAAAUGUUGAACUCCUGCAGAGCUCUGACAACAGAAACACCUAUCGACGUGUGCUGCAACAACGCAGUUCCCAAAGUUGGGGUUCUGUCAGUACUGGGAGUUCGCCGGGCCAAGAAUGCGAUGCGAUGGAGCUCCAUCCAUCCGCCCACCCAUCUCUCGGUGCCACCCCUGGCCCAGUCCGUGCGGGGAAGCAGAGCACAUCGCCCCGCAGCUAACACGAAACCGCACGGGAUUGAUUCCCCACGUGCCGGCUCCUGCUGCACCCCGAGAUGUGGUAACGAGGAGCCGAGAGCGGCAGCGGGACCCCGCGGGUGCCCCCUCCUCAGCGCGGGGCCAGCGGGGUCACGGCGGCGGUGCUGACCCUUACGGACCCCCCUCCCGUAACCUACAGACGCGGAGGGAAUUUCCAUGCGAUUCUCAUAUGACCUCCUGCUCACUGUGCUCCGGCUGUAAUGGAUGGGCGUUUGUGGUCUGGUACCAGGAAGGGUUCAUCCAACUGUGAAAUUUCAGAAAUCCUACACCAAAGUAUUUUAAACUGGCAAAUACAGCCAAGGAAACACACCGUGGCUUUUGUUUUGAGAUCUUGUGCACCCACGGUGGUGCAGGACAUCCUCCAGCAUACGGUUCCCUGCUUGUUCUCCUGGAGAAGCUCACGCAACCUCAGUCCCAGAGGCAGCACCUAAAGUUGACAUAAAAACUGGAAUACACUGACAAACAUAGAAUGCACCAUGUUCAGUUGUAACAGAACAGCUCUAUCCAUGCUUUCUUUGCCUCAGUACCCCUUUCCAGCUCACCUUCUCUUGUUGUGAAGACCAGAUGAGCUCCUUGAGAACCAAGACAGAGCCAGGAACAGGAUAUUGACACCCGGAGAGCAACUGAAACCUUAAUGAGAAAACCUAUUGUGUUGUAUACGGCCUGCCUUCCUGCAAGGUGCUGCACACGGGACCUUCUUGUCUUCUCGUUGUGUGCCCUCAUGGACGUACCUUCAUCAUCAUUCGUUAUAGAGAAGACGUAAGUUUGAAAGGGUUUACCACCACAGUUUCGAGUUAAUCUUCCUCUUUUGAAUGGAACAAUGGGAUUAGAAACCCAGAAAUAAGGAAAUUUAUGGAAGGGCUUGAAGCUCCUGGAAACUUCCAGCUCGGUAAGUGCUCCCAAACAGCUGGGUUUGUUCUAACACGCAGACACACCAACACACCCUGAGACGGCUGGUUGUGAACUUUCUCUAGGUUGCGUUUCCGUUCCUUGCUGCCCCUUCCUGCAGCGAUAUUGUUGGGUGUUUUCUUUGUUGCCCUCAGUCGGUAUCAGCAAAACUCCAGUGACUGUAACUGAUAUUUGAAAAUUCUCCCUGUGUCAUGCGAAGACUUACCGUGCUGAAAUCAAUAAGACUGUUUAAAAUUCAAAGACCUGCAAAUCGUUCUGUUUGUCCUUUGAUAGGGCCUGGGCUGAUUAAAAUGCGACCAAGAAAGCUUAAUUGCUGCACUAAUUAAGAAGUCUUUAAUUUCUUUCCUGGAAUAUUGUUUGAAGCUGGGUUUCUGCUCUGCACAUAGCACUGUUCAGGGCAGGGAUUCGCUCUGCUUCUCUGUCUCUUUUUUUCUUUUGACAAUUUCAGUAUAAUAAAAUGUAUGUUAAAGCAGUAA
Molecule: messenger RNA, 2265 nt
Organism: Gallus gallus (chicken)
Lineage: Eukaryota; Metazoa; Chordata; Aves; Galliformes; Phasianidae
Exons: 2
Coding region: 744-1130 (128 amino acids)
Source: RefSeq, a predicted model, not a curated record